This is a messenger RNA of Hemicordylus capensis (graceful crag lizard), 2319 nucleotides long. RefSeq names its product DnaJ heat shock protein family (Hsp40) member C2 (gene DNAJC2). Gene Ontology annotation, molecular function: ribosome binding; Hsp70 protein binding. Lineage: Eukaryota; Metazoa; Chordata; Lepidosauria; Squamata; Cordylidae. Gene Ontology annotation, biological process: 'de novo' cotranslational protein folding; regulation of translational fidelity. Gene Ontology annotation, cellular component: cytosol. Bases 8 to 2008 code for a protein of 666 amino acids. The record is from RefSeq and is a predicted model, not a curated record. The transcript is spliced from 15 exons.
ACUCACGAUGACCCGGAAGUGGUUGCCGGGUCCCUCCAUGCGCCGGCACUUGGCAACCACCGACCAGGGCCGAGAGAACACGCUUGAGCCCCAGCAGCCGCCCAGCCCUGACUUUGAGGGGGACUCCCCAGUUGCUGCCGUGAUGCUGCGGGGGGCGCCUGAGGGGCAGGUCACCGCCGUCACCAGAGCCCUGUCUGCGGCUUCUGUGCUCUGCCAAGUUGAACCUGUGGGAAGAUGGUUUGAAGCAUUUAUUAAGAGGAGAAACAUACACGUUUCUGCCUCUUUCCAGGAGCUGGAGGAUGAGAAAGAGCUCUCCGAAGAGUCGGGAGAUGAAGAAUUACAGCUGGAAGAAUUUCCUAUGUUAAAAACACUUGAUCCAAAGGACUGGAAGAAUCAAGAUCACUAUUCCAUUCUUGGGCUUGGGCAUAUAAGGUACAAGGCCUCUCAGAAACAAAUCAAAGCAGCUCAUAAAGCCAUGGUCUUGAAACACCAUCCAGACAAGCGAAAAGCAGCAGGAGAACAGAUCGGUGAAGGUGACAAUGACUAUUUUACCUGUAUAACAAAAGCCUAUGAAAUUUUGUCAGAUCCUGUGAAGAGACGAGCAUUUAAUAGCAUAGAUCCUACUUUUGAUAACACAGUUCCUUCUAAAAGUGAGGCAAAGGAAAAUUUCUUUGAAGUUUUUUCACCAGUUUUUGAAAGAAAUGCAAGAUGGUCAAAUAAGAAAAAUGUACCUAUACUUGGAGAUAUGGAAUCAUCAUUUGAAGAGGUAGAUGGAUUUUAUUCAUUCUGGUAUAAUUUUGAUUCUUGGAGAGAGUUUUCUUACCUAGAUGAAGAAGAAAAAGAAAAAGCAGAAUGUCGAGAUGAAAGAAGGUGGAUUGAAAAGCAGAACAGAGCAGCUAGAGCACUAAGGAAAAAGGAAGAAAUGAACAGAAUAAGGACUCUGGUUGACAAUGCAUACAGCUGUGAUCCAAGAAUUAAAAAGUUCAAGGAAGAAGAAAAAGCAAAGAAGGAAGCAGAAAAGAAAGCAAAGGUAGAAGCAAAACGAAAGGAACAGGAAGAGAAAGAGAGACAAAGGCAAGCAGAAUUAGAAGCAGCACGGUUAGCAAAGGAGAAAGAAGAGGAAGAAAUCAGACAACAAGCACUGCUGGUGAAAAAAGAGAAGGAUAUACAGAAAAAAGCAAUUAAAAAAGAAAGGCAGAAACUGCGAACAACCUGCAAGAACUGGAAUUACUUUUCUGACAAUGAAGCAGAGUGUGUGAAGAUGAUGGAAGAAGUAGAAAAGCUGUGUGACCGUCUGGAGUUGACAAGUCUGCAGUGCUUGAACGAAGCACUUACAUCCACAACAAGGGAAGAAGGAAAGGCUGCUGUAGAAAAACAGAUAGAUGAAGUGAAUGAACAGAUAAGGAGGGAAAAAGAAGAAGCAGAUGCUCGUAUGCGACAAGCAACAAAGGGCUCUGAAAAAUCAACAGGUGGAGGCAUAGGUGGAAGUAAGAACUGGUCUGAAGAUGACUUGCAAUUACUAAUUAAAGCGGUAAACCUCUUUCCUGCUGGAACAAAUUCAAGGUGGGAAGUGAUUGCCAAUUAUAUGAAUUUGCACUCUACUACAGGAAUAAAGCGAACGGCAAAAGAUGUUAUCAACAAAGCAAAGAGCCUCCAGAAACUUGAUCCUCAUCAAAAGGAUGAUAUAAACAAGAAAGCUUUUGAUAAAUUUAAAAAAGAGCAUGGAGUUGUGCCACAGACGGACAGUGCUGCACCAUCAGAACGCUUUGAAGGUAAAUGCAAAAUAAAUAUUGGUAAACUAUUCAGCAUCCUGUGGAACACCCUGCUCUGGUUUUUCCAUGCUUCCAGUUGUGCCACUGGAUGUGUGUGGCAGUUUUUCCUUUGCAGGCCACUUCUAUGCUCCAAUGAAAUCAGUGUAACCCAAAACAAUGCCAUUUAUACAGUGAAGGCCUCUUUCAUUCUUCUUUGUCAGAAGCCACAGGAGCCAGGUUCAUGCAGUAUCCUGUGAGCUGUGGUGCCUAGUUGACAAGCCUCUAAAGAAUCACAUAUUCUAGAGUUGUGGGCAGAGUCGCAGUUGAAAGAUGAACGUUACCCCAUAGGGCUUUUUGCAUUGCUACUUUUCACUUGGAUGUUGUUGAUUUAAAUACUUUGUGCUCAUUUCCAUGUGUGUCAUUUUCCAAUAGCACCAUUUACAGAUUCAUCUCCUUGGACAACAGAAGAGCAAAAACUUCUAGAACAAGCUCUGAAGACAUAUCCAGUAAACACUCCUGAAAGAUGGGAGAAAAUAGCAGCUUCUGUUCCAGGUCGAUCUAAAAAAGA